GCAAAGCGCGUGGGGCGGGAAGGGCCGCUGUGUGCAGGCUUGGGCAGCGGCGGCGCCGAGCUGAGUGACAAUGAAGAGUGUGUUUCUUUUCCUUGCUGCUUUAAUCAUUUCGUGGGGCUUUUCUUUGGCUAAAUUUGAUGAGUUUGAAGAUGGUGAUGAUGCUGUGGAGUAUGAUGAUAAUGAUUUUGCUGAGUUUGAAGAUAUUGUUGAAGAUGUAGUCACAGAAUCUCCCCAGAGGGUCAUCACUACAGAAGACGAUGAGGAGGAGGCCACAGUAGAGCUUGAAGGUCAAGAUGAAAAUCAGGAGGACUUUGACGAUGCAGAUGCACAGGAGGGAGAUACUGAGAGUGAACCAUAUGAUGAUGAAGAGUUUGAAGGCUAUGAAGAGAAACCAGAUGCAUCUCCUAGCAAAAAUAAAGACCCCAUAACAAUAGUUGAUGUUCCUGCGCACCUUCAAAACAGUUGGGAGAGUUACUACAUGGAAAUCCUCAUGGUAACCGGUCUUCUUGCUUACAUCAUGAACUACAUCAUUGGGAAGAAUAAAAAUAACCGUCUGGCUCAGGCCUGGUUCAACACACACAGGGAGCUGCUGGAAAGCAACUUCGCCCUUGUGGGGGACGAUGGUACAAAUAAAGAAGCUACAAGCACAGGGAAGCUAAACCAAGAAAAUGAACACAUAUACAAUUUAUGGUGCUCUGGAAGGGUGUGCUGUGAAGGCAUGCUUAUCCAGCUAAAGUUUCUCAAAAGACAAGACCUACUGAAUGUACUUGCUCGCAUGAUGAGGCCAGCCUGUGACCAAGUGCAAAUAAAAGUGACAAUGAAUGAUGAAGACAUGGAUACUUAUGUGUUUGCUGUAGGAACAAGGAAAGCUUUGGUGCGGCUUCAGAAGGAGAUGCAGGACCUGAGUGAAUUUUGCAGUGACAAACCCAAGUCUGGGGCAAAGUAUGGGCUUCCUGAGUUGCUGGCUAUCCUGUCAGAGAUGGGAGAAGUCACCGAGGGAAUGAUGGACACAAAGAUGAUACAUUUCCUCUCACACUACGCUGACAAGAUUGAGUCCGUCCAUUUCUCAGACCAGUUCUCCGGUCCAAAACUUAUGCAAGAGGAGGGUCAGCCUUUAAAACUGCCCGACACUAAAAAGACACUGUUGUUUACAUUCAAUGUGCCUGGUUCAGGCAACACUUCCCCAAAGGAUAUGGAGGCUUUGCUGCCUCUGAUGAAUAUGGUUAUUUACUCUAUCGACAAAGCAAAAAAGUUCCGUCUAAACAGAGAAGGUAAACAGAAAGCUGAUAAGAACAGGGCCCGAGUAGAAGAGAAUUUCCUUAAAUUGACUCAUGUGCAAAGGCAGGAGGCUGCCCAGUCCCGCCGGGAGGAGAAGAAACGGGCCGAAAAGGAGCGAAUCAUGAACGAGGAGGAUCCAGAAAAGCAGCGUCGCCUGGAGGAAGCUGCCUUGCGGCGUGAGCAGAAGAAGCUUGAGAAGAAACAGAUGAAGAUGAAGCAAAUCAAAGUGAAAGCCAUGUGAAUCCAGUCUGGGGAACUUUAAUUCACAGCGUACAAGGAACUAGAUAACUUCAUAAUUUUCAAAAGCUACUAGCCAUUAAAAGAGAAAAAUCUUGCAUCAGCAUUAAUUAAAAAUCUGGGUAUCACAGCCACAUACAGAUGUAUAUAGAGGGUUUUCUGUCUGCAGUUUUCUGUCAGAUGGUUGAAUUGGUUUGCCACUUCUAUCUGUUUUAAAAAAUAAUAAUAAUAACUUGCAAUAUCCCUUGAACUUUUUGCGAUUGUUCUGGGUUUAGUUAAAAAAAACAAAACAAAACAAAAAAAGCAAAGAUUGUAAAACUAGUCAUUUGUGCCAGCGUAACAUAUCAGUGCUUUGAUUAUUAGACUUUGUUUCUAUUUAGAGGUGGGGGGCAGUUUUCUUUUAAGUUUAGGGUGAGGAAAACAUAGAUCCCCAUAUGACUAGUAAAUUGCACAGUAAACAUUGUUUAGUGUGUAUUUAUAUGCUUGCCUGCAUCAAGCUUACUUAAAAAGGUGCAAAACUUAGAGCCUAUAUAUGGUAUGAAUAUUUCAGGGAUAUAAACCAAGCAUAGUUUUAGAAAAAUCAUUUUUUGACAAACAAAAGGCACUGAAACAGUAUUUCAUAAUCUGUAGGCUUGAUUGGCAUAGACAAAAGCUGUACAUCCGUUAUGUAUCAGGGAAUGGCAUACAGGAGCACUGUUUCUUUCUUGUAGUUCUGAAUGCUGCAAGCUUAAUACAAUGUGAAUUCUGUACUUGUAAGUGUGUUUCUUAUGAAGUGAGUGCAUGGUGAGCUGACAGCUUCAUUUAGAUUUUCGUAAAUAUUUUAAACUUUACAAAGUCACUUCUUAAGUAUUUUCCUCCUGGUCUGAGCAGCUGCUGCCUAUUUAAUGUUCACCCAGAAGCUAGAUUCUCAGUGAAAUAUCUGUGCAAUUUCCCCUUCUACCAAGCCAGGAAAAACUCUAUAGAAGAUGAGCAUCUUUUUCAUCUGUUGAAAAGGCUGUUUACUUCUGUAUUUUCAGAUUGGUUGGGGGGAAUAGACACACCUGUGCAAGCACGUAGCUGUCUGUCGAAGCUUUUGCAUUUUAUAAAUGCUUCCUAUCUAGAAGGCAUUUUAUUGUUGCUUGUAAGGGACACUUUCUAGUUUUGUGAGGGGAUAAUCUUUGUCUUUUGCAUUUCUUGUUUAAUGCUUUAUGUGCAAAACUUGUUCUGAGGCAAUAACAAUGACUUGCUGUUGAAACAGCAUGUGCUAAAAGACUUUUUGUUGCAGCAUGAGACGCUUCUUCACACUAAUCUGAAUGCAGAAAUCUGUAAUAUGAUACAUGCAAAUAUAUUAAUUUUAUAAUAAUUGGUGAAAAAUAAUUUAAGCCAAAAAUUAACAUAAGAUUUAUGUGGAAUUUAACUAUUUUAGCAUUACUUAGCUUUGAAGAAUGAGAUUUAAUAUAGUAUUUCACAAAGUUCUUUUAAAGAAAAUACCAUUAAUUUGUGCUCUUUUCAAUAAAUGGAAAGCUUUCUUGAAGUCCCAUAAACUUUUGGGCCAUGGCAGCUAAUUUUGUAAUAUGAACAUUCAUAUGAACUACCUAUGGAGAGUAAAAUAUAACUGAAACAUUCCAACUGCCUUGA
This is a messenger RNA of Gavialis gangeticus (Gharial), 3132 nucleotides long. RefSeq names its product coiled-coil domain containing 47 (gene CCDC47). The transcript has 13 exons. Bases 71 to 1519 code for a protein of 482 amino acids. The record is from RefSeq and is a predicted model, not a curated record. Gene Ontology annotation, molecular function: calcium ion binding. Lineage: Eukaryota; Metazoa; Chordata; Crocodylia; Gavialidae. Gene Ontology annotation, biological process: endoplasmic reticulum calcium ion homeostasis. Gene Ontology annotation, cellular component: endoplasmic reticulum.